GUAGUCCAGACAGACUGACAGCGCCCUUCGGAGAAGCUUGAACGAAGUCACGAAGAAUUCUGGAGAAAUAUCUGUGGAAAUACAUCGAAGAAUAUGUCAGGACUCGUGAAGGCCAAAAAGUAUGAUUGGAAGGACUCAAAUUUAGCCUUAUUUGGCUCAGACACAGAGAAACAGGUCAAAAAAGACUCCGCAAAAACAGAGCCUGCCUGGAAAAACGCUGGCGAACGACCAGGCAUUCAGAUAUGGAGAAUAAGAAAAUUUAAGGUCGUUCAUGAACAAAAAGAAGAGUAUGGAAAAUUUUACAAUGGGGAUUCCUACAUAGUUUUGAACACGUAUCGCAAACCAGAGAGCGAAGAAUUAUUUCAUGAUGUUCAUUUUUGGAUUGGGCAAUAUUCAACCCAAGACGAGUAUGGAACAGCUGCAUACAAGACUGUGGAGGUCGACACAUAUUUGGAUGACAAGCCUGUCCAGCAUCGUGAAGUGAUGAAUCAUGAAAGUGACUUAUUCAAAUCAUACUUUGAGCACAUCACUUUGUUAAAAGGAGGUUUUCAGAGUGGCUUUAGACAUGUGAAGCCCGAGGAGUAUGAAUUGCGACUCCUUCAAGUGAAAGGAGACAAAAAAAAAGUAACCAUUAAAGAAGUGCCACCUUACAAAAGUGUCUUAGAAAAAUCCAGUGGUGAUGUAUUCAUUAUUGAUAAUGGACUUGAAAUUAUUCAGUGGAAUGGAGAAGGUUGCAAUAAAGAUGAAAAGUUCAAAGCUGUUCAAUACCUACAAACAUUGAAGAGUGAUCGCUUUGGCAAACCGAAAGUUAAAUCUUUUGAUGGCCCUCUGACUGAACGUAUAAUGGAACUGUUGAAAGAUGGUGAACCACCCGCUGAUGAGGAUGAUGAAGAGGAUGAUUCAGAUAGUUUCAGUCCUAAACUCCUCAGAUUAAGUGACGAAGAUGGGAAAUUGGCUAUGACCCUUGUCAGUGAAGGAAGUAUUCCUAAAGAUCAAUUGCGAAGUGAAGAUGUGUUUAUUGCUGAUACUGGCAAAGAACUCUUUGUUUGGGUUGGCAGAGGUGCCAGUGAGGGCGAGAAAAAGAAUGGUUUGACAUAUGCACAUAAUUAUUUGAUGAAAACGCAGCACCCAUUGAUUCCUGUAACUGUUUUGAAAGAGGGUGAUGAAAAUGAAGUUUUCCAGAAAAUACUGAAUUAGAUUAUUUUCCAAAGUCAAUUAUUACUUUGUAUAAGCACUUACAAAUGUUAUAAUAGUUUUUCGAAAAUUGAAUAAAGUGCAAUUAGAAUCAACUAAAUUUGAGAAAAUACGCAUUAUCCUAGGACUUUGUAACAUCUUAAAUAUCCAAUAAAAUUAUUUUUGCAUUUUAA
Molecule: messenger RNA, 1367 nt
Organism: Xenia sp. Carnegie-2017
Lineage: Eukaryota; Metazoa; Cnidaria; Anthozoa; Malacalcyonacea; Xeniidae
Product: gelsolin-like protein 2
Exons: 14
Coding region: 94-1197 (367 amino acids)
Molecular function (GO): actin filament binding
Source: RefSeq, a predicted model, not a curated record